UUUCAAUAUACUUUACACAGUCAUGUAUAACUGACGUGUCUCUGUUGGAGCAAGUGGAAAAUAAAUUAGCAUUUAAACGCAUAUAAAAGUAAAAGUAUCAAAAUGUCAACUAAUUUUUCAAUUAAUGGCAAAAUUUACAAAAUACCACUAUCCAGUCUACCAGCGGAUAUAACUUUAAAUACUUUUAUUCGUGAGCAUGCGGGACUCACAGGUACAAAAUUGAUGUGCCAAGAGGGCGGUUGCGGUGUAUGUAUUUGCGUUGUUACGGGAAAACAUCCGAUUACUGGAAAUAUACGAACAUGGACUGUCAACUCUUGUUUGACAUUGCUGAAUACGUGCACUGAUUGGGACAUAACAACUACAGAAGGCAUUGGUAAUAAGAAUGUUGGCUACCAUCCGAUUCAGACACGUUUGGCCAAAAUGAAUGGCACUCAAUGUGGUUUCUGUUCGCCUGGAUUCGUAAUGAAUAUGUAUGGUUUAUUGAAAUCUAAGAGUGGCAAUGUUACUAUGAAAGAGGUGGAAAAUUCUUUUGGGGGCAACAUUUGUCGCUGUACUGGAUACCGACCUAUAUUAGACUCUAUGAAAUCUUUUGCAGUCGAUAGCACAAUUGAAAUUCCUGCAGAGUGUCAGGAUAUUGAAGACAUCAAUAAUAUAGUAUGUGCGAAAUCUUCAAAUAGUAUGUGCCAAAGUUCUUGUAGCCUCCUUUCAAAACGAUCACCAAUAGAAUAUAAGGACGGUAGUCAUUGGUAUUGGCCCAAGUCAAUCGCUGAAGUCUUCUCAGCUAUCGAAAAAUUACAAAAUAACAAAUAUAUUUUGGUUGCUGGUAAUACUGCUACUGGUGUUUUCCGACGUGAUCCCUCUAUUAACACAUUUAUCGAUGUCAAUGGUGUAGCUGAACUUAGACAACACAGUAUUACCCCAAAAGCCAUAACAUUAGGCGGUAACUUAAGUUUAACAGAUACAAUGGCAAUAUUUGAGGAGGCAGCUAACAUCAAAGGGUAUGAAUAUUGUGAGCAACUGUGGAAGCACUUUGAUUUGAUUGCAAAUAUACCAGUACGAAAUAUGGGUACCUUAGCAGGUAAUCUUAUCAUGAAGUACUAUCAUAACGAUUUUCCAUCCGAUGUACACAUCGUAUUUGAAGCACUAAACGCUCAAGUGGUACUUCAAGAAAAUGCUGUAGAAGAAAAAACACUUACAAUGGCAGAAUUCCUGCAAACUGAAAUGAACGGUAAAAUUAUCAGAGCAAUUAUUCUUCCACCUUAUUUACGUGAACAAUAUAUCUUUGAUUCCUACAAGAUUAUGAUAAGAGCCCAAAAUGCGCAUGCUUAUGUUAACGCCGCAUUUCUAAUAAGUGUCGAGAGACCAAGCCUUAAAAUACAAAACGCCCGUAUUUGUUUUGGAGGUAUAAGUCCUGAGUUCAUCCAUGCCACGGAAAUCGAAGAAACAUUAAAAGGAAAACAGCUCUAUGAUACAGAAGUUGUUGCAAAAAUUUUCUCAAUAGCCAGUAAUACUUUGACUGCUGAUUCAGUUUUAUCUAAUGCUUCGCCUGAAUAUAGACAGAAACUUGCCUGUGGUCUGCUUUAUAAAACCAUAUUAAAAAAUACUCCAGACCGCUUAAUACCAGAGAAAUUACGAAGCGGCUCUGAAAUACUUAAGCGUCCACUAUCCUCUGGCAAACAGGUAUACGAAAGUAUAACAGGAGAUUUUCCUGUUCACCAACCCAGUGAAAAAUUCGAGGGUUUAAUGCAGACAUCAGGGGAAGCAACUUAUGCAAAUGACAUUCCCGCACCACCAAAUCAACUAUGGGCUGCUUUUGUUACUGCUAAACAUGUGGGGGCCACAGUGACCAAUAUUGAUACUUCAGAUGCAUUCAAAAUAUCAGGUGUAGUUGCAUUUUUAACAUGCAAAGAUAUUCCAGGAAAAAACACAAUUACUGGCGAUGAACCCAUGUUUUUCUUGGAAAACGAAGAAUUAUUUGCAAGCGGCACAAUUAAAUAUUACAAUCAACCAAUCGGAUUAAUAGUAGCAGAGUCAAAUGCCACUGCUAACGUGGCAGCUGAGUUAGUAAAAAUCACUUAUGAUUGCAACGAAGGUGAAGUUUUUCCUACUCUUCAUGAUGUUAUCAACAGUGGCUGCUCUAAUAGAAUCAAUCAUACGGUUAAGUCACUUAUAGAAAAUCUAAAUGUUGAAGAAAAAUAUGAUGUACGUGGCUCCGGAAAAUUGGAUUUGGGCCUGCAAUACCAUUUUUUCUUGGAACCAUAUACCGCCGUAGUUAUUCCUUUUGAAGGUGGAUUGGAGGUGUAUGCAACUACUCAGUGGAUGGACCUUCAACAAGGAGUACUGGCAGAUUUACUUGGUAUGAAAAUUAACCAAAUUCAGGUGAAAGUUCGUCGUUUGGGUGGAGGAUUCGGGGGUAAAGGAACCAGAAGUUCCUUCGCUGCUUGUGCUGCUGCUUUAGCUGCCUACAAACUUAAUCGUCCAGUACGUUUCGUUCAAUCUAUAGAAUCAAUGAUGAAUAUCUUAGGAAAGCGAUGGGCUUUUCAUUCUGAGUACGAAUUUUACGUUAAGCAGACAGGAAAAAUAGUUGCUUUGCGUACCGAAUUUUACGUGGAUGCUGGAUGUCAUCCCAAUGAAUCCCCAAUGGGCCAUACUGUUUUAGUCUCUAAAAAUUGCUAUGAAUUUACUGAUAAUUACAAAUUAGAUGGAUUUAUGGUUAUAACCGACUCACCCAGCAACACACCCUGCCGAGGGCCUGGUUCCGUCGAGGGAAUUGCAAUGAUUGAAAACAUUCUCGAACACAUUUCUUUUGAAACAGGACUAGACCCAGUCGACGUACGUAAAGCUAAUUUAAUUCCAGGUCAUAAAAUGGAUCAAAUGAUAGAACACUUUAUCCAAUCAACUGAUUACAAAAUGCGAAAGCAGAAUGUUAAAACCUUUAAUGAGAAUAAUCGCUGGCGAAAGAAAGGUCUGGGAAUCGCCAUCAUGGAGUACCACAUUGGCUACUUUGGACAAUUUCCUGCUACUUUAGCCAUUUAUCAUCGUGAUGGCACAGUAGUCAUUUCACAUGGUGGUAUUGAAAUGGGUCAAGGUAUGAACACGAAAAUUGCACAAUUAGCGUCUCAUCAAUUAGGCAUACCAGUGAAUAUGAUUCGAUUCGAAGGUAGUAAUACUAUUAAUGGUGCUAAUGGCAUGGUGACAGGAGGAUCUAUUGGCAGCGAAACACUCUGCUAUGCGGUUCGCAAAUGCUGUAAUACAAUUAAUGAACGUCUAAAAAAUGUACGGGAAUCCCUUAAAAAUCCGUCAUGGUUAGAAAUAAUACAAACAGCUUACAAUAAACACAUUAGUUUGAUUGCAAGCGAAAAUUGUAAGGCCAACGACAUGGAUCCCUAUACUGUUUGUGCUCUAGGUCUAAUUGAAGUGGAAGUCGACAUACUUACCGGAAAUUAUCAUCUUACUCGUGUGGAUAUUUUGGAAGAUGCUGGUGAGAGUCUGAAUCCAAAUGUAGAUAUUGGACAAAUUGAGGGAGCAUUCAUGAUGGGUCUCGGCUAUUGGACUUCUGAAGAAAUAGUUGUUGAUACAAAUACUGGGGAAUUGCAGACCAACCGUACAUGGAACUAUAAACCCCCCGGAGCUAAAGAUAUACCAAUAGAUUUUCGCAUUGAGAUGUUAGCCGGCAGUCCAAACGUAGCUGGCUUUAUGCGAUCUAAGGCAACUGGUGAGCCAGCAAUUUGUUUGGGAAUAGCUGUAGGUUUUGCUUUACAGGAGGCCUUACAGUCUUCCCGUUCAGAUGCUGGUUUAUCGAAAAAGUGGAUUCCGUUAACUGCGCCUAUGACGCCAGAGCGAGUUUUAUUACAUUCGGGUACCGAUUACAGCAUGUUGCAUCUGAAUUAUACUUAAUUGCACAAAUUGAUAAGAAAUUCGAUUGAUUCAAUUUUUUCACAUACUGAAUGUUUAUGCAUCCCAACUCGUUAGACGUCAAAGUGGUUUAUAUACCUACGGAUAUAUAAGAACAAACGUUUUUUAAUAUAUUCUAAUGUUUAUAGGCACAUGUAUAAUUACAUAUAUUUUAAAAUAAAUUUAAAACAUAUAAAAAAUUAAAAUAUUUUUGUGAAUGAUUUUUUAUUAAAAAAAAUCGCAAUAAAGCACUACAAAGCAUAUUAUGUAUAUGUUAGUGUAUAUAUAAAAAAAUUAGCUACUAUGAACCAAGUAACAAAACUAUAACGUUGCACAGAUGAUCAUUGCGCCUGAUCCCCUAACAUAUAUACAGUGGAACUUCUCUAACUUGAAUCACCAUAAUCCACGAAAAAACUUCGAGUUAUAGAAUUUUCAUUAAAACACGAUUUUUCUAAAGGCUGUAAAAUAUAGAUUUAUACCCAGUUUUAUUUAUUUACUUCGCAUGAAAUUUUAUGUUCAUACGUUAAAACAUGUAUUCUGUAAUUUUGUUGGUUGCAAUUUGUUAUUGUUUGGCUCUUAACGUCUGUAUCUCAUGCCUUUGUUACAUGAUUUAUGCAAUCCAUAUAUUUUGUUCGCCGCCGUACGAUUUAGAGGAACUCUUUUAAAAUUGUUCGUUGAUGGCAAAAUUUUAAAUUAAAUUAAGUACCCCAUACAAAUAAUUAUAUGUGCAUGAACUUUUUGCAAAUAAACUAAAAGAUUAGAAUAUUGUAAAAGGUUUCUGAGUAUGCAGGUUUGUUAUUACUAUUAUAUA
Molecule: messenger RNA, 4705 nt
Organism: Zeugodacus cucurbitae (melon fly)
Lineage: Eukaryota; Metazoa; Arthropoda; Insecta; Diptera; Tephritidae
Exons: 7
Coding region: 103-3897 (1264 amino acids)
Molecular function (GO): FAD binding; iron ion binding; oxidoreductase activity
Source: RefSeq, a predicted model, not a curated record